This is a messenger RNA of Cylas formicarius (sweet potato weevil), 2553 nucleotides long. RefSeq names its product solute carrier family 41 member 1-like. Gene Ontology annotation, cellular component: plasma membrane. Bases 283 to 1779 code for a protein of 498 amino acids. The transcript is spliced from 10 exons. Lineage: Eukaryota; Metazoa; Arthropoda; Insecta; Coleoptera; Brentidae. Gene Ontology annotation, biological process: monoatomic cation transport. The record is from RefSeq and is a predicted model, not a curated record. Gene Ontology annotation, molecular function: monoatomic cation transmembrane transporter activity.
CUGAGAUAUUUUAAAAGACAGUUUUAGUUGACUGUGAAGUGGUGUGAGUUUCGAAUUGACAGACGCACCUGGCUUCACAUUUAACGGACACGUGUAUAUAUUUCACGUGUGUUUUGUUUCGGAACUGGCUGGUUUUCCGAUUACACUCGUCACCUUCAGAUCAUUUUUUGCUGGAUGUAAUCGUACGGCAAUUUCUACCAAGAAGACUUUGACGACCCUCAAAAUUCAUUUCACCAAACUGAGCUGUGACAUCUUAGGUGGAAUUCAGCCCAAACCGUAGAAAUGAACGUUAAAAACGAGCUGUACACGCCCACUGAGGAGAAGGACCAGAAAUACCCUGAUAUGGAUGACGAAAAAUAUAUUGCAGAUCCUGAACAGCUUACCACUACCACUACCAUCAUUUUGAGUCUUUCGCCUGACUUUGGUUAUAAACAAAAUGAAGUUGCAAACACGCUUCAGAAGCAAAAAUCAAUCGAAUCCGUCCUUUCAACCCCUAGCGAAUGCGAUAGACUUGUGAAGAAAGAGAAAUGGUACUCUGUAACCAUCCAAAUUUUUAUACCAUUCAUGAUAGCGGGCAUCGGUACCAUAGGUGCUGGAAUAGUACUUGGAAGAGUGGAGAAUUAUGAUGUCUUCAAAGAAGUUCGGGCCCUUUACGUGUUAGUGCCGGCUUUGCUGGGCUUGAAGGGAAAUCUGGAUAUGUGUUUAGCUUCGCGGCUUUCCACGCAAGCGAAUUUGGGCAACAUGAAAGGGCGAAAAGAAGUUUUGAAAAUGAUAAUUGGAAACAUCGGUCUGGUUCAGGUACAAGCAAUAGUCGCUUCAGUGAUCGUCUCGAUUUUUGCAAUAGUGACAUCCGCCAUUCUAAACGGAAACUUUUCGUGGCCUCACUCGUUUUUAAUUACAGUUUGCAGCAUUUUAACUGCGACUUUAUCUUGCUUUACUUUAGAUUUCGUCCUAAUCAGCGUCAUUUUCUUGUCGCAUAAAAUCAAACUCAACCCAGAUAACUUGGCAACACCCUUAGCAGCCAGUAUCGGUGAUGUCGUGUCUCUUUUAGUGUUGUCUACUUGGGCACGGCUAUUUUAUAAAAUUCAUGAUACGUACCAAUGGAUAAUUUUCGUUAUCCUGGGAGUAUACAUAUUUUUAAUUCUACCUGGAUGGAUAUUGAUAGUAAGAAAAAACCACUACACUUCAAAAGUACUUACAAGAGGAUGGACCCCCGUUUUGACAGCUUUGUUCAUCAGUGGUACUGGCGGAUUGGUACUGGACACUGCGGUAGGACAAUUCCCAGGCUACGUAACAUUCCAACCAAUUAUCAACGGCAUCGGUGGUAAUUUGGUGUCCGUUCAAGCGAGUCGCACCUCAACCAUGCUGCAUAAAACUUCCAUUAAGGGCGUCAUACCACCACACACGAAGCAGUGGGUGGCACCUUGGACCGCCCUUUUGAAAGGAGUGUUUCCCGCAAAGACAGCAAGAAUUUUGUUACUUAUGUCCAUCCCAGGCCAAAUCAUAUUCGUCUUAUCUGCAGAUUUGAUUUCAAAUGAUGGUGAUUUGACGGCACAAUUUCCAUUUGUGUUUUCGUAUUUGACGGUUAGCCUUGUACAAUUAAUGAUACUUUUAUAUAUUGCGCAUUUAAUGGUACAUACCAUGUGGAGAUACAAAAUGGACCCGGACAAUUCGGCUAUACCGUACUUAACAGCUCUGGGGGAUCUGUUGGGUUCCACUUUACUAUUGCUCGCGUUUAUAUUUUUGAGAUCUAUUCACCAAGAAUAUACACUAGUUUGAUAUCAGUGGGAGCAAGGUACGUCUUACAUCAUAAUUUUUGUUCCUAUAUAUGGCUUUAUCGACGAACCACGCAGUCGGGUGAACAUAAAAAAAAGUCCAGGAAUUUUUGUGGAUGUAGACUUAUUUCUCAAACGAAUUCGAAACGUUCAGAAGUUUUUGUCAAACGCAGUACUAACAUGCAUUUACUUCAUUCUACAAAGUAGUUUUGUACUACAAGCUUGGUGAUUUAGUUGACAACAGGGUCGAUCGAAACAAUAUUGUUAUUUAUGUAUUAACUAUUAAACUCCGCCCAUUUGAAACGUUUAGUGACCGAAAUGUGUAAUUUUCUUUUUAAAAAAGAAUUUUUAAAAUGUUGCUAAUUAAACCCCUACUAUUAAUAUUUUUAUACUCGUAAAAGUAUUCGUUAGUUUUAAGCAAAUUUCGUCAUGGAUGUCAAGUUAGGUCUGAACUCCCCAUAGUUACUAGUGUACCUAUUUACCAAAGUUUUCAAGGUUGCACCAAUUUUACUAAUAUUGACAAAAAAAAAUCGUAGAGCAGUAGGUAAUCAUUUUUUUAACCCUAAACGCAUAUAACAUACGACACUUGAGCAUUGGAUAAUUUCUGACAGUACUUUUAAAUUGACGACUAUUGUACAAACUAUGUUACAUACCCCAUAAUAAUUUAGAUCUAUACUGACCAUGCAAAGAUUUUUAUUUUUUAAUAAGUAUUUUUUUGUAACAUUGAGAUUUAUUUUGUUUUUAUUUUAUUAUUAAUUUAUUAUACAUUAUUGAGAUA